Agrilus planipennis (emerald ash borer) is the source of this 1005-nucleotide messenger RNA. RefSeq names its product venom allergen 5-like. The record is from RefSeq and is a predicted model, not a curated record. NCBI's taxonomy places the organism in Eukaryota, Metazoa, Arthropoda, Insecta, Coleoptera, Buprestidae. The transcript has 2 exons. Bases 1 to 1005 code for a protein of 334 amino acids.
AUGAAACUUAUUUUUCUUUGGAUUCUCACAAUCAUGCUAAUAUUGCCUUCAUUUGCAGAUGAGAAUUUCUACUGCUAUUCGCAGUACUUUUGCUUAGAAAACGAAAAGGGACUCCAAAUGCAUACAAUGUGCAAAUUGGAGCCUUGCAAAUUUUCAAAAUUUUGCGAUGAAACGGCUACCCCAACUCCUUUAAGCGAUGUUGAGAGGAAAGAAGUAGUCAAGUGGCAUAACGAUUUUCGAAAAUAUUUCGCCAAUGGUGAACUACUUAAUGAAAUUGCGGUACAACCGCUGAAAGAGAAACUGAACGAAAAGGAUUACAAUCCCAUGACAAUUGAAUAUGACGAGGAACUAGAAUUUAUCGCCCAAUGUUGGGCCAAUACUUGUCCUACAGACGAGGAUCCUUAUUGCAAGAAAACCAAUACGUACUCCUUUGUUGAACAAAACCUGUUUUUUGUAAACCACGAGGAUUUUUUGGGCAUGUGGCAACCUGUGGGGAUGUGGUUCAGUACUAUUCUUUCCGAGAAGGAUAAUCUCACUCGCUAUCUGAAAAAUGCCCACAAAAAUAGCUAUGCGAGAAGCUUCGUAAACGUAAUCUACCCAGAUACGACAGGGAUAGGUUGCGGUCGGACAGAAUGGGGUCGUCCUGAAAGGAGAGUGCUGGCGAUAGUGUGCAACUACGGCCAGGCAUAUCGCUGGGGCAAAGGACCAGUUUGGAGAAACUACCUGCAAUACGCCGCUGCCCUUGGAAACAGGAGCCUAGCCGCUUAUUGCGGGGGAAAUCACCAGAACGAACAGGAGUACGGCCGACUUUGUUACGAGAUUAAUGUGAAAAUGGCCAGUCAUCCCAUUGAACCACCGUUUCAAUUCACAAAUGAUCCUUACUACUGGGAUCGAAAGAGCGUCCAACAAAGGAUAGAAGAGACAAGAGCACGUUUUAUGGCAUUAGCAAAUUGCAAGCAAGUCUCAAAUGUUGUUCUCGCAUUGUCUCUUAUUUUAAUGCUGUAA